GGUGUGCUUAAAAGAUUCCGUUUUGUCUGUCUUUGGCAUCGUUUCUGUUUUAUGUUUCUUCUUCGUUCAUAUUUCCCAUACCAAACUUAUUUAUAUUUAUAUAUAUUCGUGGCCCUGAUUUUCUUGUUUUUCUUACACGUUUCUUCUUCCUUUUUGCACCCAUUUCGUAACUUCCCUUCUCAUUCUUCCCAAUUCACUAUUUUCAUAAUGGAGGAUGCUAAUGUGGUUGAAACUAAAGAUGGAACCAUAGCAGUUGCUUCUGCUUUUCCCGGUCAUCCUGAAGCUGUACAGGAUAGAGAUCACAAGUUCUUAACAAGAGCAGUUGAAGAAGCUUAUAAAGGUGUUGAAUGUGGAGAUGGAGGCCCGUUUGGUGCAGUCAUUGUUUGUAAUGAUGAAGUAGUUGUGAGCUGUCACAACAUGGUUUUGAAGAACACUGAUCCAACUGCACAUGCAGAGGUUGCAGCCAUUCGAGAGGCAUGCAAAAGGCUCAAUCAAAUUGACCUUUCUGAAUGUGAAAUAUAUACCUCUUGCGAGCCUUGUCCGAUGUGCUUUGGUGCUAUUCAUCUUUCAAGGAUUAAGAGGUUGGUUUAUGGAGCCAAGGCUGAAGCUGCUAUAGCAAUUGGAUUUGAUGAUUUCAUUGCUGAUGCUUUGAGAGGUACCGGGUUUUAUCAGAAGGCCAACUUGGAGAUUAAAAAAGCUGAUGGUACUGGUGCUGUAAUUGCAGAACAAGUAUUUGAGAAGACAAGGGCCAAAUUUCGAAUGUAUUAGCUGCUUUGCUUUCGCUAUGAAUCAUGAUAAAAAAACUUAAUGAAACUAGUGGAACAUUAAAACUUUUAAAGGGAAAUUCUGCCUUGGUUCAAAUUUUUGUUCUAUUGUAUGAAUCCCUCUUAUUAAUUAUUUAAAAAAAAAACUUAAAAAAAUGUAUCAAAUAAAAUAAUUUCAAUGUGACUUAUGACAAGUAGAAUCAGAAAUCUGUUGUACUUUGGCUCUUCCACUUGAAAAGUAAAAUGUCUGUUUGGUGAA
This is a messenger RNA of Mangifera indica (mango), 1023 nucleotides long. Its product is annotated as guanosine deaminase-like. Gene Ontology annotation, biological process: purine nucleoside catabolic process. The record is from RefSeq and is a predicted model, not a curated record. Lineage: Eukaryota; Viridiplantae; Streptophyta; Magnoliopsida; Sapindales; Anacardiaceae. The transcript is spliced from 5 exons. Gene Ontology annotation, molecular function: zinc ion binding; guanosine deaminase activity. Bases 52 to 768 code for a protein of 238 amino acids.